This is a messenger RNA of Ilyonectria robusta, 1976 nucleotides long. RefSeq lists its product as uncharacterized. Gene Ontology annotation, molecular function: ATP binding; ATP-dependent protein folding chaperone. The record is from RefSeq and is a predicted model, not a curated record. The transcript has 12 exons. NCBI's taxonomy places the organism in Eukaryota, Fungi, Ascomycota, Sordariomycetes, Hypocreales, Nectriaceae. The coding region runs from base 121 to 1863 and encodes 580 amino acids.
CGUCUUAAAUUGACAAAGCCCCUACUUACUGAACUCUCGCUUCAAUCUCGCCCACAAUCAACAGCUCGUCUCAAAAACCGUCCUACCUAAUUGCCUCCGCCUCUCCUCUGACCUGUCGCCAUGUCGGCUCAUGAAAUGAGCAAGCAUUUGGAGGAAACAAAAGAUUCUUCUGGAUCCGAAGACAAACUCAUUAUUGCUUUGGAUUUUGGGACGACGUAUUCUGGCAUAGCCUACUGUUUCGCGAAUGACCGUGACUGCAUUCCCAUUUCGGUAGACAACUGGCCCGGAGCGGAGAGCCUAGACGCCCCCAAGAUUCCUACUCAGAUCAGGUAUGACAAGAACGACCCCGAACAGUUCGAUUGGGGAGCCACGGUGAGCAACCGAAGUGAUGGUGUCGUUGGCGUCAAGCUUUUACUCGAUCCCACACAAGAACGACCAAGCUACCUCCGGUCGGUAAACAUCAAGAAGGAGCUCAAGAAUCUACCAAAGUCUCCAGUUCAAAUCACGGCCGACUUCAUUGGUGCCAUUUACAAGCACGGCUUGUCAGAGAUUUCGAAAAGGUUCUCCAAAGACUAUGUAGACCGAUGUAAUAAAGAACACGUUCUUUCUGUUCCUGCGGUUUGGUCGGAUGCUGCCAAAAAUGCAACGUUACAGGCAGCUGAGCUUGCUGGUCUCAGCCCUAUUCAUCUGAUCAAGGAACCAGAAGCGGCAGCCUUGUGGACUGCGAAGAAAAUGGACCGAAGGCUUGAACGAAAUGACUCAUUCGUGGUUUGUGAUGCUGGUGGUGGAACCGUCGACUUGAUCUCUUACCAAGUCGAGGCUGCGCUUCCAAGACUUCAAGUCAAAGAACUCGUCCCCGGCACAGGUGGCAUGGCCGGCUCUCUGGGCCUCAACAAACGAUUUGCCGAUGCGGUGAAUGAUCUCGUGGGGGAUGAGCAGUGGCCUGAGCUGAAGAAGAGCAAAGCCUUUUUCCUGGCAAAUAAGCAAUUUGAUCGAGAGAUCAAGAAGAGUUUCCAAGGAGGAGCCGACGAGGAAUACUUUGUCAAUUUCCCAACUGCGAAAUUGGAAGACGACACUGACAACGGCCUUGAAUCAAGCACCUGGACAAUGACUGGACACCACCUGAGGACCAUUUUUGAUCCGCUUGUUACGGAUAUUCUUAGGCUCAUCACUGACCAAGUUCAAAGAGUGAGAUUGAAGCAAAACGCCCAAAUCAUCAAGGGCAUCUUUCUUGUUGGAGGGUUCGGAGGCAAUCAGUAUCUGGUCGAGCGAGUUCGACAGGAGCAUCCCGACAUUGAAGUGUUGCAGCCGCCUGAUGCUUGGGCCGCUAUUGCAAAAGGAGCGGCCCUUUCACGGGUGCCCCGUGAAGCCAUCGUGACAAGCACGUCCUCCACACGGCAUUACGGAGUCCGGGUACGGACACCUCACGACUCAAUCCAAGACCUUGGGCAGCCCAUCAUCAUUGACCGUACUGGAAGGGCUAGGUCUGUCACCAUGACUUGGUAUAUCAACAUUGGAGACGAUCUGCUCCGCGAUAAAAGAAUCAAGUUUCAUUACACAAGAGAUUUCGAUAUAGAUUGUGGCGCAAGUGAUCUCAUAUUUGUUGACACCCUCUAUGAAUGUGCCGAGAAAACGGCACCUCGACAUCCAAACAAAGGCCGUCACUUCAAUGCCAACUGCGUCUUAACUUCAGACUUAUCCAGCGUCCCGCAAUCGAAGUUCAAGUCAAGAAUAGAUAAAGAUGGAAUUCCGUACUCGGAACUUGGAUACGACUUGGUUGUGACGUUGGAGUCUGCAGUCAUGAAGUUUUCACUGGAAAUUGGCGGUGAAUCGUUGGGAUCAGUAGACGCCAAAUAUAACUGACAGGGAAUGAUCGAAGCCAAGAAGAUGAAACUCAGAUAUCAGAUGUAGAAGCCACUGCCAUAUGGGGUAGCUUGUAUAGGGAGCAAAGUAGGGAAUAUAAACUUGUAUCAACA